CUGUUCGCACCAUUUUUGCCGCCGGAACGCCGCGUGGAAAAAAAUAUUAUUUUUGUUUGAAUUGUUUUAACACAGCAUCAUGGACCUAAGCGAUGCUGUGCUCACCUGUGCGGUCAGCAUACAGUGGACCAACGCGGUGGGGAUUACGGGCCGCAAGCUGGCCUAUAAGACGGCCACCCUGCGCUUGGUUCGCAACGAUGUCCGGGAGCUGUUUGUGGAGGUGACGCCGGAGAAGCUGAAGCCGCUGAAGUUCAAGCUGAAGGAUCUGAUGGUGCACAAGAAGUUCAUGGCCGAGGGCAAGGCCACGUUCAACUUCAAAGCGGAGAACUGUGCCCUCUAUCUGUCCAAUGCCCCACCAGGCACCCUGAUGUUCUUCCUGCGCACAAUUUUCAUCAAAAUGAAUGGUGAUGGUGGGGGGCAGCCGGACGAGGCCUCGAUGCAGAAGAAGCUAAGGGAGCACCUGCUCUCGGGCAAGCCAACUAGCUUUGAGGACGUGUCGCCCGUGACCACAGCGGAGAUGUUGUUGGCGCGCAAAAAGGCGGGACUUGUGCCCAAAGCAACGACCACCACGCCCUCGCCACAGGGCGCCAAGAAGCGGCGCUUCGACGAGCUCAAGGAUCAGGAUCGAGAGAAAGGCACAGUGCCCGCAGCCAAGAAGCUGUACCAAUCCUCACCACUGACCGGCACAGACGAAUCGCUGCGCCUCAGCGAGGAGCAAAUGGAAGUGCUGCGUGCCUGCACCACGGGCAAAAAUGUCUUCUUCACGGGCUCUGCAGGCACCGGCAAGAGUUUUCUCUUGCGCCGCAUCAUCUCUGCGCUGCCGCCAGAUGGUACCAUAGCCACAGCUUCGACGGGUGUGGCCGCCUGCCUCAUUGGUGGCACUACGCUGCACGCCUUUGCGGGCAUUGGCGGCGGAGAUGCCACCAUGCAGCGUUGCCUGGAGCUGGCCUCGCGCCCGAUCAGCGCUCAGACAUGGCGCAAGUGCAAGCGGCUGAUCAUCGAUGAGAUCUCCAUGGUGGAUGGGCAGUUCUUUGAGAAAAUCGAGGCAGUGGCCCGGCACAUUCGUCGCAACGAUCGUCCCUUUGGUGGCAUUCAGCUGAUCCUCUGCGGUGACUUUCUGCAGCUGCCGCCCGUGAUUCGGGGGGAUUUUGGUGCAGCUCCGCCCCAGCAGCGCUUCUGCUUUCAGUCCAGCGCCUGGGAGACGUGCAUCCAAUGCGUUUACGAGCUGAAGCAGGUGCACCGACAGUCGGAUCCGGAAUUUGUGCAAAUCCUCAAUCAUUUGCGCAUUGGUCAUGUGAAUGAAACGAUUACCUCGCGGCUAGCGGCCACCUCCAGGCAGAAAAUCGAGGGCAAUGGCAUCCUCGCCACUCAGCUCUGCUCCCACACGAAUGACGCGAAUUCCAUCAAUGAAUCGAAGCUGGAGAAUCUCAAAGGGGACAAGGUGCUCUUCCGCGCAGACGACUCCGAUGCGGGCAUGACCAAGCAGCUGGAUCAGCAGGUCCAAGCACCAUCCCAGCUCUACCUGAAGGUGAAUGCUCAGGUGAUGCUCCUGAAGAACAUAAACAUAUCGAAUGGACUGGUGAAUGGUGCACGCGGUGUGGUGGUACGCAUGGAAAAGGAUCUGCCAGUGGUCAGGUUCAAGAACAAUCAGGAGUACGUCUGCAAGCACGAAAAGUGGAUUAUCAAGACGGCCACCGGUGGCACGAUCACACGUCGCCAAGUGCCGCUGAAGCUGGCCUGGGCAUUCUCCAUACACAAGAGCCAGGGCCUCACACUCGACUGCGUGGAAAUGUCCCUGUCGAAGGUCUUUGAAGCGGGUCAGGCCUAUGUGGCGCUGUCCCGUGCCAAGUCCCUGCAAUCCGUACGCAUUCUCGACUUCGAUGCCAAGCAAGUGUGGGCCAAUCCGCAGGUGUUGCAGUUCUACAAGGGCUUCCGGCGACGCCUCAUGGACACCACGAUGAUACCGCUGGGACCCAAGAACAAGGACAAGCGGCCAGCCGAUGCCAACAGUGCGCUGGCCAAGAUCAAGAAGAGUUUGAUGAGCAAACCUUUGGUUAGCAUUAGCUGAUUGCGGAAUGGGAAAUCCCUUUUAGAUGAAUUUACUACUAAAGACUGCUUCACUUUUGGAGGCUUAUUCACUUAACUUUAAGCAUAUUUAAGCGCAACUUUCUAUGGCAAUUUCAACACCCCUCCACACUAGGGUAUUAGAUGAACAAAUUAGUAUUAAGCCAAGCAACUGACGUUAAACACUGCUGCAAUUAAUCGACUAAAAAACCACACACAAGGAUUGCACUUUAAACUAAGUAGAUGAAGAAAUUAUUCAAGCCGAGAAGAAGCUCCAAACAGAAGCGACUUCAAUGUCCAUAAAUUAAGAAAUAUUUCCACAAUUAAUAGACUCGCACAUCAGACUA
Messenger RNA from Drosophila guanche, 2411 nucleotides. It is a transcript of the gene Pif1, whose product is annotated as ATP-dependent DNA helicase PIF1. Bases 80 to 2068 code for a protein of 662 amino acids. Gene Ontology annotation, molecular function: DNA helicase activity. Gene Ontology annotation, biological process: telomere maintenance; DNA repair. The record is from RefSeq and is a predicted model, not a curated record. The transcript is spliced from 2 exons. Lineage: Eukaryota; Metazoa; Arthropoda; Insecta; Diptera; Drosophilidae.